Messenger RNA from Sebastes umbrosus (honeycomb rockfish), 2689 nucleotides. RefSeq names its product cingulin-like. The record is from RefSeq and is a predicted model, not a curated record. The transcript has 3 exons. Bases 71 to 2152 code for a protein of 693 amino acids. Lineage: Eukaryota; Metazoa; Chordata; Actinopteri; Perciformes; Sebastidae.
AGAAGUUUGGAUCAGAUCGUUAUUUGACUGAGGCAGAGUUGUUAUCGAGAGGAGAAGAAAAACUGAGACAAUGACGCAAUACAUUGAUUUCGACUCCAAUGAGUUUGAAACGAGGGAUUUCUUCCUCACUACCCUGGAAGAAACAUGCAGGGAUCAGCUGAAUGACAGCGAGGCGAAGAUCACCCGCAGUACAUCUGAGGGGAGAAUCCUCCUGGACGUCCAGCAGGACGGUCUGGGCAAUUUCUUCGAUUGGCUUCGUGAUCAGAAGGACAUCAAUUGGGGCCAAGAGAAGGACCUGUUGCAGAGGGAGAUAUCUAGCCUGAAAGCCCAGCUCGAUAAGGCCCAUGCUAAACGUGACCACUCUCCGUCUAGGGAUAAGUCCCUGAAAUCAAAUGCUCAAAAAGACCUGAGCAAGAAGGACCGCAUCAUCAAGGACCAGGACUUCCAGUUGAAGAAGGUUGGCUCGAUGCUGAACGAUGCUGAACAACACCUGAGCGAGAAGGACAGCAUCAUCAAGAACCGGGACUUCCAGUUGGAGAAGGUCUGCUCGAUGCUGAACAAUGCACAAAAAGACCUGAGCGAGAAGGACGGCAUCAUUAAGAGCCAGGACUUCCAGCUGAAGAAGGUUGGCUCGAUGCCGAACAAUGCUAAAAAAGACCGGAGCAAGAAGGACGGCAUCAUUCAGAACCAGGACUACCGUUUGAAGCAGGUUGGCUCGAUGCUGAACAAUGCUCAAAAAGACCUGAGCGAGAAGGACGGCAUCAUUAAGAGCCAGGACCUCCAGUUGGAGAAGGUUGGCUCGAUGCUGAACAGCGCUCAACAAGACAUGAGCGAAAAAGACGGCAUCAUCAAGAGCCAGGACUUCGAGUUGAAGAAGGUUAGAUCGAUGCUGAACAAUGCUCAAAAAGACCUGAGUGAGAAGGACGGCAUCAUCAAGAGCCAGGACUUCGAGUUGAACAAGGUUAGAUCGAUGCUGAACAAUGCUCAAAAAGACCUGAGUGAGAAGGACGGCAUCAUCAAGAGCCAGGACUUCGAGUUGAAGAAGGUUAGAUCGAUGCUGAACAGUGCUAAACAAUACCUGAACGAGAAGGACGGCAUCAUCAAGAGCCAGUACUUACAGUUGGAGAAGUUCUGCUCGAUGGUGAACAAUGCACAAAAAGACCUGAACGAGAAGGACGGCAUCAUCAAGAACCAGUACUUCCAGUUGGAGAAGUUCUGCUCGAUGCUGAACAAUGCUAAAAAAUACCUGAGCGAGAAGGACGGCAUCAUCAAGAACCAGUACUUACAGUCGAAGAAGAUGAAGGGGGAGAACGAGGCACUUCGAAAGGAUUUGGAGGAAGAGAAGUCUGUGCUCCUCGCUGAAAGGAAGAUGCUCGCUUUGGCUAAAACAAACAUGGAGUGGGAGAUGGAGUUCUUGCUCGAGACUGAGAGGAAAGAACUACAGGGACAGCUGAGCAAGACAAAGGAGGACCUCCAAAAGACAAAGGAUGAGGCGAAGACCCAUCAAGCCCAGCUGAACGAGCAGAGAGCAAAGACAGAGAAGCUCACAGCAGAUCUGAAAAAGUCAGACAAAUUCAUGUCCAACUGUCUUCCUGAAAUGGAAGAACUCCGAGUCGAUAAGAGUAAGAUCAUGGCUGCUCUAAAGUAUGCUGAGGAGGAGCUGAAGUCUGUACAUCAUAUGUGGCAGGAGGACAAGUCUUCCCACUUGGCAGAGCUGGAAAAAUCCCAUGACUCCCAUCUUGUCCAGCUGGAGAUGCAGGACAAGGUGCACAAGACCAUCAUGGCUGAUCUGAAGACAAAGUUUGAAGAUCAGCUAGCGAGUGACCGUCUCCUCUGGCAGCAGGAAAAAACCUCCCUUCUGGAGGAGACUGAGAAAACCAGCUUCUCCUUUGUUGCUCAGCUACACGAGCAAAAACAGAGCAACGACACCCUCGGGGACGCUCUGGAGAAGGCUGCGCAGCAGAUACAGAGUCAUCGCAUCGAGUGCCACGACUUAUCUCUCCUUCAGGCCAAGGCCGCCGAAAGCGUCCAGCAGACUCUGCAGGAGGAAGAAUAUGAGUGGACGACCGACGAAAGCUCCCAGCUGGAUGAUCUUGAGAAUCUGAUCGGCAAAACAAAGAAGAGGACCAAGUGGUACCGGAAGCUCUUCUAAUGCCACGCUAAUGCCAUGCUCAGGAGAAAGAAAAUGCACAUACAUUGUUCUUGUAUCUUGUAAAGUGAAGUGAGUUCACUUUUCUGGUGUGAAACCAGUCCUCACAAAGAUAUGAUUACUAAUGCGCACACAUACACAUGCAUUUGUUCUUGUAUACUUGUGAGGAUCAAUCAGUCUUGACCCCCUAAACAGCACUUGGAAAAGGGUUGUUUUGUGGGUUGACACUUUAUUUUACUCUUGGGAAGUGAACUGAGUUCACUUUUCUGGUGUGAAACUGGUCCUCACAAAGAUAUGAUUACCCAGCCGUCUGAGGAGAGGGGAUCUCUCUUUGAAUUGCCUUUCCCGAGGUUUCUUCCCAUGUCCUUUAUGCUGUUCUAAUGUUCAUGGGGAGUUUUUCCUCGUCUUCUUAGAGAGCUGGGGCUGGGCAUCUGUGGCUGAUCUGGGUCUGUGAGGCCCACCUUCAGCUACCUUCUCCUGUUGUAAAUAUGUACCAUUUAUCUCCUGUUGGAAAUAAAAAUAAAAAAAAUGAUAAUUGUA